CGUGAGCUAAGUCACUCGCGCCACGUACCGAGCCAGCAGUCCGCUUGGGUUUUGUUGCCAUGGCAGCAAGCGCGGCGCCGCUCCCGCUCGACGGCCGCGUCGCGCUCGUCACGGGCGGCUCGCGCGGCAUCGGCCGGGAGGUGUCCUCCCACCUGGCCGCCCUCGGCGCGCGCGUCCUGAUCAACUACGCGUCGGACUCGGCCAGCGCCUCCGCGCUCGCCGCGGAGCUCAACUCACGCGGCCUCGGCGGCCUCCGCGCCGCGGCGGCCCAGGCCGACGUGUCCGACCCGGCCGCCGUGCGCGCGCUCUUUGACCGCGCCGAGGAGGCCUUCGGCUCCCCGCCGCACAUCGUGGUCGCCUGCGCCGGCCUGCUCAACCCCAAGUACCCCGCGCUAGCCGACACCACCGUGGAGGACUUCGACGCCAUGUUCGCGGUGAACGUGCGCGGGACGUUCCUGGUGUGCCGCGAGGCUGCCAAUCGCGUGCCGGCCGGCGGCGGCGGCCGCAUCGUGACCUUCUCGUCGUCCAUCAUGGGCACGCUCCUGCCGGGCUACGCGGCGUACACGGCGACCAACGGCGCCGUGGAGGCCAUGACCAGGAUCCUGGCCAAGGAGGUGGCGGCCAAGGGGAUCACGGCCAACGUGGUGGCCCCGGGGCCCGUGCGCACGGAGCUGUUCCUCGCCGGGAAGGACGAGGCGUUCCUCAAGAGGGUGGAGGCACAGUCCAUGGGGCGCAUCGCCGAGACGACGGACGUGGCGCCGGUGGUGGCGUUCCUGGCCAGCGACGCCGCCGCGUGGGUGAACGGUCAGGUCAUCAGGGUCAAUGGCGGGUUCGCGUGAGCUACUAAAAUUUAGUUUGUUUUUUCUAGAGAGAAAUUUAGUUUGGGGUAUGCUAGUUAAUUUUUGUUUUUGAGUCACGUUUGAGGUAUGUAUUUUUUUUUCUCUCUCUGUUUGUGUAGGCUUCGGUUGUGUUCUGUCUUUUUCUUAUGGUGGUUUUCGGAUCGUUGUUUCGGCCUGGGUUUGCUAUGUUUUUUUCUGACGGGUAAAUAACUUUA
Triticum dicoccoides is the source of this 1054-nucleotide messenger RNA. RefSeq names its product NADPH-dependent aldehyde reductase-like protein, chloroplastic. The transcript has a single exon. NCBI's taxonomy places the organism in Eukaryota, Viridiplantae, Streptophyta, Magnoliopsida, Poales, Poaceae. The record is from RefSeq and is a predicted model, not a curated record. Bases 60 to 839 code for a protein of 259 amino acids.